Messenger RNA from Mycena citricolor, 1156 nucleotides. Lineage: Eukaryota; Fungi; Basidiomycota; Agaricomycetes; Agaricales; Mycenaceae. The record is from the annotation of a GenBank genome assembly.
GAGUUCGAGUCUCCAGGUUCCCACUCAAACGGUACCUACCCCCCACUACCUCUCUUCCCCACCCAGAAAACCAUGUUCAAGCUCGCCUCUGCGUUCGUUCUCGCUGCCUUCGCCGCUGCCGGUGUGAUGGCUGAGCAACACACGGUUCACUUUUCCAACAACUGCGGGUUCGGCACUCCCACGCUCAUCCAAGGCCCCAACGUUCUCUCGACCGGAGGAGACUUCACUAGCAACGGCCCGCUCAUCAGCGCCAUUGCCUACCUCCAAACGGGCAGCUGUGGCUUCAACGGAGAGGGCUGCACGCUCGUCGAAUUGACGCUGACCAACGGCUUCUCCAGCGCCGAUAUCUCGCUGAUUCCCCCGCAUGCGUUCUCAGUCACCUCGGGCUUCGGGCACCAACCCGAGCUGCCCCACGGCGUUCUUCAACCCCGACGAGACGUUCAAGCAGGUCGGAUGCCCCGCUGCGAACUGCAACCUCGCGAUCACCUUCUGCGAGUGAACGGCGCAAAUCGCGCGAUCCAUACUGUCCCCAAGCCCUCACUCCAUCCAUCAUCUCAUACUGUACUCCGAGUCUACAUCUCUCCAAUGUUCAAACUCGCGCCUGCUUUCGUCCUCGCCGCCCUCGCCGCAACCGGUGUGAUGGCCGAACAACACACUGUGACUGUGGUCAACAACUGUGGAUACGGCACUCCCACCUUCACCAACGCCGGAAAUGUCGUCACUACUGGAGCGUCCUUCCUGUUCAGUCAAGCGACUGCCGUCUACCUCCAAAACGGCAGCUGCGGGCCGAACGGCGAGCGCUGCACGGCGGUCCAUCUCGCGCAGGCCUCCACCUUGGGCUUGAGCUACCGGAUUUCUGUCACUCCCCCCAACGCGUACACGGUCCCCGUUAGCGUCCACUUCUAUAACGGCUGUGAGGGUCAAGGUGCUGAAUGCAAGCAAGGAUCCUUCCUGCCUCGGAAGCGCCUUACGCGGCGAGUGUUUCCUCAAGGACAGCGACCUGCAGAUCACAUUCUGCCCUUCGGGACCUGUGGAUGUGCCAGCGCCCGCUGCGGCUGCCUAAACACGUAGCCUACUUCACUGUACGAAACGCAAUCGAAUCAAAGACUUUGAAAAUCCAGCACUUUCGUGAGGGACUUGCAUCCCGUGGUAGAGU